Messenger RNA from Neodiprion virginianus, 3861 nucleotides. RefSeq lists its product as uncharacterized. Bases 832 to 2739 code for a protein of 635 amino acids. The transcript has 14 exons. Lineage: Eukaryota; Metazoa; Arthropoda; Insecta; Hymenoptera; Diprionidae. The record is from RefSeq and is a predicted model, not a curated record.
ACGGACGUGUGUUGAUCGCGCGACGGGCAUCACGGCGUUCGAUAAUUUUUUUUUUUUAUUAUCACUUCCUUAUCCUAAAUACUUACUUGCACAAAAUUUUCAAACAGCCUCUAGUUGGAUCUCAUCGCUGUCGACGGUUGAUUCUGAUCAAAAUUAUUUUGUCGACAGUCACACGUGUGUGCGCUGUGUGUUUUUUUUUAAAGAAGGAUCAGUUUUUUUUAACUCGCAGUAAUCGAAUCGUACUUUUAUUUUACUUACCUUCAACGUUAUUCCAAAUUGGAUUCCCUUUUUGCCAAUCAUUUUAUUUUCUUAAAAUUUUGUUUUACCCUUGCUUCUGACGUACAUUUGUGAAAUACGUAUAAGUUGAAUAAUUUUUUGUGGUUAAUCGGUCAUUCGCACAUUGUGUCCAUAUCGAUGAAUUAUUGUUACAUACUUAAAAUAUAUUUGUUAAACUUUUGUGUGUAUAAUUCAUAAAUCUGCAAGAAAUUGAGAGGCACGUUACAAUAGACAUGCGCACGUGAUCGAUUCGUUAUACGGGAUUGCAGCAACGAUCCGUUGAUGAUAACAACGAUAUAAACGAGACACUUGCGGUGCAGAAAACUAAGAAUAAAACAAAAAAAAAAACACCAUAAAUAACGAUAAACAAAUAAAUAAAUAAAAAUUAAUUAACGGCGUGAGCGCUCGUCGGUUCGUUCAUUCUUAUUUUGUUGUUCUUCAAUUUCUCCCUGGAAGAAAAGUGUCAACGCACCGCGUUCGUUGGUCACCGCAAGAGACAAUUGAGUGAAUAUUUCGUGCUUCGAAGAAGAGUGAAGAAAAUUUACUCUCGUCAUCAUGGGGACCAGAACUUUGCUCAUUGUGUAUUUUCUCCACGCCGUCGCAGCGUGCGGUCAAUGCGCACACGCAGCCACCGCCAAAGAAGUGCUCCAGAGUUUCGAGGAUCCCGAACACGCGGUACAGGAAGGAUGUUACUUCUCCGCCGAGUAUCAGGGCGAGUUUAUCAUGCAGGUUGGCGGGGCUGGUUCCAAAGGUUCAGGGAGCAUCGGUGAUCCGGUGCCAUACUCCACGGUCCGCAUAACCUUCAAUUCGAUACCAGUGUGGGGAUAUUGUCGGCGACGAGUUGGCCAGAACGUGCUUUUGGUCAAUAGAUACAACGACGAUGAUUGCAUCCGAUGUUUCCGAUUGAUAAGGAGAUCGCGAAACAUAAUCGAAGUAUUCUCAGAGAAUUUGAACAGAUGUUACACUUCCGAGAUUGCCGCGACAGCAUCUUGUGAUACUCUAUACUCCAAGGCUAUUUUAUACCGUACUAAGGAAUUCGCUGGGCAACCGAUAAGGAACGAAUAUUGCCCGAUCGAAGGACGUUACCAUUUUACGUACAAUAUAAACGACGGUUCGGAAGAAAAAAUUGAAUGUAACACGUUCUCAUCUGACUUUGGCAACUGCCCGGACGGAUCGGUGUUUCAUUUGAAAUUCAAACGAUGCUCGUUCGAGAAUCUUGGUAGGGAUGAUUUCAUCAGUCUGUCGAGAAAGGCGUCUCGCGAUCAGAUAAUGAAUAUUACAUUCAAUUGUCUCGGUACUUGGGACGGGCCGAACGGAUCGAAAUACUUGGCUCUUUUGGACGCGCAAGGAGGCGAAGAACGUCGACCCCAAUAUCGAUGCGGUCUUUAUCAUGUCGAUAGUAAAAAAGGUAAAACCUACCUGGCAUUCAGCAGCGACUCGAGUUGCACACAAAAUCUUGAAAAUUCAACUAGCGGAUACGAAACUCUGGUACUGAGCAAAGCGACGAACCAAAAAACGGUACCAGACUACGUGAGAAAUCAUGUAGCACUAUUCCCGAAAUGGUCGCACGGCGAGUGGGAACAAUCGUUGAUCGUAAACGGCACGAUGACGUUUACGGAUACAAAUGGAUAUAAAAGUUACACUUUCGUAACUGUCGAUUCGAACGAUCAAAGCGGACGUUAUGUCGUCUAUUCGAAGGACCAAUGUGAGAUGGAGGGUUACGUGUGUUUGAUGAUGAAACAACGUAGUGAAAACGUUCUGGAAUUCACCACAGGUACGGCAACGAGUCUUACUUACAAAAGUUACCUCUGCGACGAUCCGAAUCUCGACAAACCCGUUUGGAUGACACAAUCCAGAAUAGAACGCGUGGUCGAAUCUCCUUGCCCAAUUACGGGCCAGUAUACGGGAGUUAUAACCGAUCUUCCUGGAAUGUGCGCAGAGUUAAGCAGUAAUUGCAACACGCGAGAAAUCAUGUAUUACAAAGUCAGUGAUUGUAGUACCGGUGAAUUAUACGAGGAGCGCAGUUAUUUGUGUCUUGGACAGUGGGAAGAAAAUGGCGUUAUGUAUACGUACACGAAGAGAAACGACACUAGUACAAACGAGUGCUUCGUUGGACUGAUAGUUAACGACGAGGAAAUUUACAUCAAAGAAGCUGGGGAUCAUUGUAUAAGAAAUAUCGAUCCCAAAACGCAGGGAAUGCGUUUGUACAAAAAAGGACAAUGUUAUGGCAACUCUCCGAGUCCCGCACCCACGCCGCUUAAACCAAUUCCGCACGAUCCAGUAAUGCGGAUUACUUCCACACCUCGAUCAAACGUUGGAGAUAAUAUGAUCAACCAAAUUUCAACAAUCACGGCUGGAUCCAGAUGUAUCGGGAAAACCGCAAAUAAUCACCACACUAUGUUCCUAAUUAUCCUUUUGGGGUUAAUUUACUUAAAUAUGUAUUACUCGAAGUCGGAGCGUUGAAGAAUUGUUUUAUAACGGAGAUAUAAAUAUAACGCGACAAGCGAUAUUCUAAUUGCGAUAAAUAGACUCUAAGACUGGACAAUGUUUAGAUCUGUCGCCUUUUUUUCAAGAUAAAAAAAAAAAAAAUAGGAAAGAAAAAAAAAACAAGGACGAGGGUAAAAAAUUUUGUGUAGAAAGUGUAGAAUAAAAAAAUACUAGAAUAAUAUAUUAGACGUAGUUAUCGGUCAUAUCAUAUAUAUAUAUAUGAUAUACGCAUAUUCGUAAUCUGAAUAUCUCAACGAGUGUUUUAAAUAUUAUACAUAUAUACACAAUAUACAUAUAACGACUGAAUUUACGAUGGGAAGUUUGCAUUGUGAACAUUUCACGAAAAAAAAAGAAAAAAAAAUAACAAGUAUUUGGCAACGCCCGGCCAAAUUUUAACUGAAUCUUGUUAACUUUUCACAUAAUAUGUAUUUUAUCUGACGUUAAAAUGACAAACAUUGAUAAUGACUCUCGCGAAAGUGAUUAAUUCGAAAGCUUCACCUUGGUUGGAUAAAAUUUGAAUGCUGUAUUGCAUUUUUUUUUUUGUUUUUUUUAUUUAUUCCAUCUCAUCCAGGUCCCUUGGACAUUUCCAAACUGUGACUAGCUUUUCAUUGUGUAUCUCUCGCAAGUAUUUUGAUUUCGAUUUUAAUUUCAAUCUUUUCGGCACAUUUCUUUCGAAUAUUUCUUUGAUUGUAUGAUUUGUUAAAGCAAUUUUAGACUGAGACCGUUCCAAAAGCUGUUUCUGCAUGUUUUUACAACUGCAUGUACGUAUGUCGCACUGAAAUAUUUUUGAACGUGGCAUAUCAAAAUGUGUGGAAAUUGUUUUUUUUUUUUUCUUAUAUAAACUUAAAAUUAUAUAUACAUAAACACGUGCCUUAGAAAUGUGCGAACAAUGCGUGACUAAUGGCUUCAGUGAAAAAAAAUUUAGUAUACGUAUAAUUGAAAUUUUUAUCAUAUUUAGUUCAGAGAGUUUACAAUUAUCGUAUACAUGUUAAGAUCAAUGUACAGUUUGCCAGAAGGCAAAACAUCAUGAUGCGGCGGUAGAUCGAGCCUUGAGUUAAUUGUUUGCUUUUUGCUUUUCGGUUGGAUAUAAGUAAAUCA